Molecule: messenger RNA, 2220 nt
Organism: Aspergillus nidulans FGSC A4
Lineage: Eukaryota; Fungi; Ascomycota; Eurotiomycetes; Eurotiales; Aspergillaceae
Gene: cog6
Product: Golgi transport complex subunit COG6
Exons: 2
Coding region: 1-2220 (739 amino acids)
Biological process (GO): intra-Golgi vesicle-mediated transport
Cellular component (GO): Golgi membrane; COG complex
Source: RefSeq, a predicted model, not a curated record
AUGGCUACUGGUAGCUAUUUCCCUCCUCCUGGAGCUCCCUCCAGUAUAUCGCCUCGGAAUUCCACCCCAGCGUUGUCGCCGCUUUCUCCGCCACUCCAACAGCGCUCCAAUGCUUUGUCGAACCGAUUGACAAGUGUACUCUCCGUGUCGUACGCGGAUUCCGAUAUACGCGAUGCGCUCGAGACUCUUAGUUUGAGGGGUGUCCACAAUACCGCAGAGGUUCGGAGGCAAUUACGCCUUGAUGUGCAGAAGGAAGUGGUGGAUUGCAAUGCGGAGAUCGUGAGGGACUUUGGCAACGUUGCGGAACAAUUGAAACGCAUUGGCAGCGUUAUAUCGAGUCUGAAAGAGACGUGCGAUGAAAUGCGCAAGCACAUCGUGUUGGCUAAGCAGGACACCACCCCAGUCCUGGAGGAAGCGUCUGCGUUGAUGAUUCAGAAGCAAGAGGCCGAAACAAAACAACGUCUGUUGGAUGCAUUUACAAAGCAUUUCAUAGUCUCGGAAGAAGAACUUUUGGCUUUGACAUCUAUUGAAGAGCCAAUAGAUGAUGAGUUUUUUGACGUGCUUGCGCGGGUGAAGCAGGUACAUCGAGAUUGUGAAGCUCUACUAGGUGCGGAACACGAGAGACUCGGCCUCGAGCUUAUGGAAAAAAGCUCCAGGAGCCUGAACUCGGCCUACCAGAAGCUCUACCGCUGGAUUCAGAAAGAAUUCAAGUCAUUAAACCUCGAGGAUCCCCAGAUCAGUGGUACGAUUCGGCAAGCUCUGCGGGUGCUGGCUGAGCGUCCGAGCCUGUUCCAGACUUGUCUGGAUUUCUUUGCGGAGGCCAGAGACUAUGUUCUCUCAGAUGCUUUUCAUUAUGCUCUGACGGAUGCAGUCUCCGGGGGAGAUAGUGCUGUGAAGCCAAUUGAAUUCUCCGCCCAUGACCCGCUCAGGUAUAUCGGGGAUAUGCUUGCAUGGGUUCACUCCACUACAGUCUCCGAGCGUGAAGCUCUGGAGACCCUGUUUGUUGCUGAGGGAGACGAGCUCGCCAAGGGAAUUCAAGCCGGUCUAAAUAGCGAGCCGUGGUCGCGAAUCGAUGAAGAUGAGGAAAUGACAUUUGACGGACAAAAGGCCCUCAGUGAUUUAGUAAGUCGGGAUCUCAUCGGAGUCGCUCGUUCACUGCGUCAGCGGGUUGAACUAGUGAUUCAAGGUCAUGAUGACCCGGUCACUUGCUACAAGGUCAUCAAUCUACUUUCCUUCUACCAAACCAUUUUUUCCAAACUAGUGGGCCCAAACUCCAACCUUGCUGAGCUGCUCAAGGCUCUCGAAAAGUUCACCUUAAACCAUUUUCAGACAAUAAUGCGUGACGAAGUCAACAAUAUCUCAACGGACCAUUCCGCCCUGGCACCGCCUGAUGAUCUCUCGGCGCCACAGUUCCUGCACGAUUCAUUAGAAGUUCUGACAGCGUUGAUGAAAACCCACGAGGCUUCCCUCGGAACAGAAGAUCCCAGCAUCACAUCCGAAUCUGAAGAGAACGAAUUCACUCCGGUCCUCCACGCAGCCCUCGACCCUUUCUUCACUCUCGCAAAAGCUUCUGCAGAUGAACUUCCCGAUCCCACUGCCCGCGCGAUCUACCUUACAAAUGUUCAUAUUACCACCCGCUCCACCAUCUCGCCCUAUCCUUUUGCAACAUCAACGCACCUUCCUCCUCUCUCAGCAACGCUUUCUACUCUCCGAGUCGAACUCCUCGAAAGCCAGCACCGCUACCUCCUCGACACCUCAGGCCUUCAAGUACUCUUAACAGCUCUACAACCAUUUUCUCAAUCCAAUGAAUCAGGCACGGAGAAGGAUCUGGCAGCUAUUGCAGAUCUCCCGGCCUUCCAAGCCGAAGCCCUCAUUUCAACCAGUCAGCAGCUAGACGACUUCUUGCCUUCGGCACUCAUGGACGCAACAGAUAACUUGAAACGUGUGCAGAGCGCAACUUUUGUCAAAAGUGUUACGGAGGAGGCGGUUGAAGCAUUUUGUCGUGAUUUCGAAUUUGUGGAGGGGAUGAUUAUUGGAGCUGAUGAGGCUAGGGGUGUUGGUCAGAGUGACGGUGCAGUUAAUGAAGAGGGUGAAGAGGGUGACGGUGACGGUGACGGUGAGGUUGAGCUUGAGCUUGAGGUUGAGCAAAGAGGACAGGGUCAGAGCCUUAGAAAGUUGUUCCCGCGUACCACAGGAGAGAUUCGCGUGUUGUUGAGCUGA